Molecule: messenger RNA, 4249 nt
Organism: Salvia splendens (bonfire salvia)
Lineage: Eukaryota; Viridiplantae; Streptophyta; Magnoliopsida; Lamiales; Lamiaceae
Product: myosin-11
Exons: 7
Coding region: 2470-4137 (555 amino acids)
Source: RefSeq, a predicted model, not a curated record
UAUGAAAAGAUGUGACAGUAAAGAAAAAGGUAUUAGGCGUUGCUAACAAAUAAACUGAUUGAUAUUUCUCUCGUUUUGGUAGCUGCUUUUUUUAUUUUGAUUCGAGUGAGGAUUUCAGUGAGUGUGAUUCAGCAGCAUUGAUCCGCAAGUGUCAAUUCCAUCCUUGCGCACUUGAAUUUUGCUCAGUGACUCAACCGCCUUUCGAUUUUUGUGUUGCCAUUUCUUAGCUCCGAAUUCGAAUUGCAAUUUGGAUUGCAUUGAUGCUGUUUUGACUAGAUGGUGUUUAUCCAACGGCGCUCACCGGAGCUCCGGUGAGUUUCUGGCUGAGCUCCGGCGGCUCCUGAAGAGUGAGAUCAGAAGGUAAUGCUGGGUUUCAGGGUAAUAUAGGGCAAAAUGUUCAAGUCGGCGCGGUGGAGGAGCGACAAGAACAAGGUCAAAGUAGUGUUUAAGUUGCAGUUUCAUGCAGCUAAGGUAAAUUUAACUCACAUAUUGUCUGUCUUUAUUUGGAUUAGUGUGUGCGCUUUUUGAGUGUAUGUGGAAAUGUAACUGAAGAUUGAGAAUUAAGCAAAUCAGAUUGGAUCUUGAGCUUUUUGUUUUGGAAUAAUGGUAAUGUGACGUGAGGUGUUGUGAAUUGAUACAGAAAAUGUUUAAGGUGUUGUUUAGUAAUUUUCUGUGAAUUUUGCAAUGGUUUUGAACUAAUACCUGUGUAAGAACAUAUUUGUUCUGUUUAGUGUCGAAAUAGUGAAGGCUUUGAUACAAUGAAGUUGGAAGAAGAGUAAGCUACUUCAGGACUGUUGGGUUUUUCCAUCAUUCUGUUUAGAAUCUUGGGCUGGAGACUUGCAAAAUAGAGGCCGUGAAAUGUGAUUGAACUUGUGAUGAUCAAUCUUUUGGAAUGAUAGGUGUUGCAAAAUGGAGGGGAUGCACUGAUAGUAUCUGUUGUUCCUGCGGAUAAUGGAAAGCCUACAGUUAAAUCGGACAAGGCAUUAAUUCGGGAUGAGAGUUGUUUCUGGGAGAAUCCAGUGUAUGAGACUGUGAAGUUCAGUCGAGAACCCAAAACAGGGAAGAUUCAUGAGAGGAUGUACUGCUUUGUUGUAGGGACGGGAGCGUCUAAAGGUGGAGUUCUUGGAGAAGCCUCAAUUGAUUUCUCAAAUUAUGUGGAGUUAAAUAAGGUUUCCCUGGUUGCUCUUCCCCUCAAGAACUCAAAAACUGAAGCUGUAUUGAAUUUAUCAAUUCAGAGGAUCCAAGAGUCUAUUGGCUGCUGAUUACUGUAAUUAUGUUUUCUUUAUAUUGUUACUUAGCUCGACUGAAUUGAGAGUGUUUCUUGGUCUCGCAGAGAGAUCGAAGAAACUGAGAGUGUAAAACUAUAUAAAGAAAACAGCCUGAAGUCGCAGUUGAACAAUGUCGACGAAGAUGGAACCAUAAAGAGCAGUUCUGAUGAUCUGCCAUUGAACAAGACUGUUACCCACAUCGUUAAAUUCAAUGGCAACCGUCGAACAUCCAGUGGAUCUGAUCUAACGAUUUCAAGCUCUGAUGGCAGUUGUGGAGUUGAGAUACCAUGGCAACCUCAGAUCAAGAAUGGCAGUGCCCAUCAAGAGCCUGCUUCAGUUCUACCAUCUUUGAGGCCGAACUCUGAUACACAACCUUCAGUGCAUGAAGUGCGUCAAAGGUCACAAUAGGAUUGGUCAGGCAAUUCUGCACUUGAAGUUAGUACAGACGACUCAUCUGGAACCCCUAGAGACACCUUUCUAAGGCAUAAUUCGGAUGAAUCCUCGGGUAUUGUGAUUGAGAAGCUCAAAUCCGAAGUUGCUGCUUUAUCCAGACAAGCAGAGAUCUCUGAGUUAGAACUUCAGACACUUCGUAAGCAGAUUGUGAAGGAGAGCAAAAGGGGGCAAGAUCUUUUUAGAGAGCAUGCUUGCUUGAAAGAGGAAAGAGAUGCUCUGAAGGGAGAGAGUGAUAUGCUCAAUGCUUCAAGGAUACGAAUAGACGAAGCAAGAAGUAGAACAAAUUCGCUAGAUGAGGGAGGGGAGCCUUAUGCGAUUGUUGAAGAACUGAGGCAAGAGCUGAAACAUGCUAAAGAACUAAAUGCCAAUCUCAGAGUUCAACUUCAAAAGACUCAGGAAUCAAACUCUGAACUAUUGCUUGCAGUGAAGGACCUUGAGGAGAUGUUGGAGCAGAAAGACGGAGAUGCAUUGAACCUCACAAGUGGAUCAUCGACUAAAGACGUGGAAGAAAAGACUUACAGAGCAGGCCAAAAACAUCGAUUUCUCAAUGACAGUGAUGAUGAAGAACAGAAAGCUCUUGAGGAGCUCGUGAAGGAGCAUGAUGACACCAAGCAAUCAUAUGUUCUAGAACAACAAAUCAUGGACAUGCGUAGUGAAAUAGAAAUCUACAAGCGAGAUAAAGACGAGCUAGAGAUGCAAAUGGAGCAGCUUGCACUUGAUUAUGAAAUCAUGAAGAGAGAACCAUGAAAUGUCAUAUAAGCUAGAGCAGAGCGAGCUUCAGGAGCAACUGAAAAUGCAGUAUGAAUGUACAUCCUCUUAUGCUACUACUCAUGAACUUGAAACUCAGAUAGAAAACCUAGAGCAUGAACUCAGAAGGCAGUCAAAAGAAUCGGCAGAUGCAUUUGUCAAAAUCAGUGAACUAGAAACUCAUGUCAAGAGCUUGGAAGAAGACCUUGAAAAUCAAUUACAUGGAUUUGAAGCUGAUCUGGAAGAUCUUAUGAGCUCAAAAGUGGAGCUGGAGCAAAGGGCUAUAAGAGCUGAAGAUAUAUUGAGAAAGACACGGUCGCAAAAUGCUAGCACAGCAAAAAGGAUUCAGGAGGAAUUUAGAAGGCUUUCGGUGCAGAUGGCGACUACGUUUGAAUCCAAUGAGAAACUGGCUGCCAAAGCUCUAGCCGAAGGAAACGAGCUUCGUCUAGAGAAAUUUCAUUUAGAAGUAGCCAUCAAGAAAACUUUUGAAGAGCAUCAAUCAGUCAAGAGUAGUUAUGAGGAUAGUUUGUGUCAGCUUGCCAGUCAAGUUAAAUCUAUGACUAAUCAAAUAGAAAAGAUGCAGUCAGAAAUCGAUGAUAAAACAUCGCAGCUUGAAUAUCAGAAAAAGCAGACUGAAGAAUCCCAGAGGCUCCUUUCAGUCGAAGUUUUAAAGCUCAAGGAAGAGAUUAGCACAUGUGGGAGUAUGAAUAAAACAUUUUCGGAGGACUUAGGGUGUAAAGAGAUACUCUUGCAUGAGUUGGAACAAAUUAGGAACUCCAUCAAGGAAAUGGACUCGCUUGUGUUGCAAGGGAAUGAAGAAAAAAUUGUUCUACAAAACAGGAUUGCAUCAUUGAAAAAUGAUGCUAAGGACUCACAGAAGGAACUGAAUAAAAUGAGAUGUCUUCUGGAAGAAAAAGAAUUGAUUGUUGGGACUUUGCAGUCAGAGCUAGAGUCCCUUCACUCACAGUACGACGAAAUAAAGCAUUCCCUAUCACAGUAUGAAUUGGAAAAUGAGGAGUUGAGGAAAAAAGUUUCUCAGUUAAAAGAGGACUUGAAGAAAAAUGAAGAUGCCCUCAGAAGCAUGGAGAAGAUGAUGAAGGAUGUAGUCAAAGCAACUUCGGAAACUCUGAAGCCUGUUAUUUGUGGCUCCAUAGAAGUUGCAGAUCUUAAAGAGAGAAUUAAGUUACUUGAGGGUCAGAUCAAGUUAAAGGAAAGUGCUCUGGAAAUAUCAAAUAAUUCAUUUCUUGAGAAGGAAAAGGAACUUCAUCACAAAACCAAAGAGUUAGAACGAAGAAUGGAAGUACUCAACCAAACCACCAUUCAAUAUGAGAAUGGACUUGAAAAGAUAGCUACGAUUUCAGAUGAGCAGGAUCCAAAUGUCAGAUCAAUUGAAGAAGCAACAAAGAAUGAUGAAGAUUCAACCAAUCUCAAUGGCCACAACGACAAUCCACAAGAUGCCCAAGAAUGUCCAAGGCAUCAUAAUGAAUUAACAAAUGAGAUGGAACUAUUGCAAGAGAGGAACAGGUUGAUGGAGGCAGAACUGAAGGAGAUGCAGGAGAGGUAUUCAGAAAUAAGCCUCAAGUUUGCAGAAGUUGAAGGGGAACGACAACAACUCGUAAUGAAAGUACGCAACCUCAAGAACAAGAAAAAUCACCAUACCGCUGCCUAAACUUGUUUGGCACAGUAUGUAGGUAUGUUAACUGUGGCACUUGGGCGGCUUCUUACUGACAGUUUUUGCAGAGUUUUUAAAGAAUAAUUCUUUGUAAAUUGUUAUAUUAUUU